UGAAUUUUAAACAACAAAAAAUAAUAUAUGAUUAUCAUAGUCAUUGAAAUCUGUUUCUCUUUUUUUUCGUAUGUAUGAAACCUAGUUGUUUCAACAGUUUCAUCAUCAUGUUAAACUAGGACAGUUCAAUACUCGUUGAAGCUCGUAUCAAAAAAAAAAAAAAUUGAAUUGAAUAUUAAACAAAACAACGACAACAACGAAAUAAAGAGACAAUUAGUAAGCGUAUUUGAUUACAAUCUCCGAGUUUUUUUUCUCUCUUUUUUAUCAUUGUCCUGUUGUUUUUUUUGUUUGUUUCGUUUUUCGUCCAUAACAAAUAAAUCAACAUGACCACAAUCAUCAUCCUGUUUGAAUAUAAUAUACAUGUAUUGUCAGACGGUUUGAUCGUUGUCAAAUUGAUUAUUUGAAAAAAAAAAAUUAAAUUUCAAGAUCGGUAAAUAUUAUUAUAAAAUAAAGAAUGGCUCCUAUCGAUGGCUAUUGGGGCCAUCCAACUUCUACAAUCGAUUGGUGUGAAGAAAAUUAUGUAACCACUGUAUAUAUAGCCGAAUUCUGGAAUACCAUAUCCAAUUUGGCCAUGAUCAUACCAUCUAUUACCGGUUUCUAUUAUGCAUAUCGUAAUAAUCUUCAUACACGAUUUAUGUUAUGUUUUAUGGGCAUUACUUUUGUCGGUUUUGGUUCAUGGAAUUUUCAUAUGACUCUUCUUUAUGAGAUGCAAUUAUUUGACGAAAUACCCAUGAUAUGGGGGAGCUUAAUGUUGGUCUAUUGUCUUAUGAUCCAUUAUUAUCCAGUGUUACAGCAAAAUUAUUAUAAAAACAUGAUGCUCAAAGCAAUUCUUGUCACCUAUGGUGUUUUAUCAUUGCUCACCUAUCUAUACCUUAAAACACCAAUUCUAUUUCAAGCUUCAUAUGUUAUUCUGGUCACUUACAUGCUUUAUCUCACCAUUUUAUUGCUCAAAUAUCGUCCAUGUAAUAAAACAGUGUUUUAUGUUGCCACUAUCAUCUACUAUUUUGGAGCAUUUCUAUGGAUGAUCGAUAAUUUCUAUUGUAAUCAAUUGAGAUUAUUCCGUCAAACCAAUAGCAUUUUACCGUUCAUACUGAAUCCAUUAACACAGUUACAUGCUUGGUGGCAUCUGUUUGCUGGCUAUGGAUCUUAUCUACAUAUUCUUUUCUGUACUCAUUCCACUUAUCUAGCUACAGAUAAACCGCUGGUAUUCAAAUUCAUUUGGUAUAUUGGUCUGUUUGAACCAAUGCCUACUCGGAUUGUCAUUACGAAUCAAUCUAAUCUUCAUCAAUCAAAUGAUCAUCAUCUUAAUUACCAACAAAUACCUCCACCUCAUUCAAUCCUAUUACCUGCUGGUCGACAACGUCAGCAAGAUCAGCAACCAUCAUCAGAAACGGAUAUAAAUGUCGAUACCAAUGCAACAGUUGAUGCAAUCUCGACUGCCAAACAGCCAUUAACUCAACAAGAUCAAUCAACGUAUCAAUCAUUUGCCGAUAUUGCAGAUCCUGUACAGAAUCCUCAUCUCUUCAUUCAUGUAGCAUCGGGACAGAAAAUUUAUCGACCAUGGCAAGCAUAUAUCAGCGAUUUAGAUGAUUUUUUCGAACGAAUCUAUUAUUACUAUCAAAAAUCUGGUUUUACCUGUAUUGUGGUGGAAAAUAUUCUGGAAUUGAUUGAAGUUAUAUUAGUCGUAUUGUUCACCGUUUUCUUUCUACAUUGUAUUGAUUAUCAAGUGUUGUUUAAAAACAAAAUACCAGAUGGACAUCCAUCGGAUGCACCAUUGAAAAUAACUAUAAGCGAUGUAUUGAUUCCAUUGAAUCAAAUUCGAUUAAGUUCACUUGAAGUGUUCUUGUUGCUAUUUUCUGCUGGAUUUUGGUUUUACAAGUUUGGUAUUGCUAUCCAUACAAUACUGAGCAACUAUGCUAUACGAUCAUUCUUUAUAGAAGCUCUUCAAAUUCAUGAUCCAUCGUUAUAUUCAUGGCAAGAGGUGCAACUAAGACUUAUAAAUGCACAAUCACAAUGUCUGCUUAGAGAAACGCAUUUGGAUGAGCUAGCCAUUCAUAAUCGAUUAUUACGACGAGCCAACUAUAUGAUUGCAUUGAUUAACAAAGGUGUACUUCCAAUCUAUUAUCGUGUGCCAUUACUCGGCGAAUAUAUUUACUUCACAUCGGGAUUAGAAUUUAAUUUUCGAAUUCUUUUGUUUCGAGGCGUGUUUUCGUUAUUUGAUAAAAACUGGAGACUUCGCGAUGAAAUCAAAUCACCAGCCGAACGUUUAGAAUGUGCUCGUCGUUUUUCCAAUCGUUGUUUGGCCGUAGGUCUGCUUAAUUUAAUUUUAUUGCCAAUGAUAUUUUUAUGGCAAUCAUUAUAUGCGUUUUACACUUAUGUUGAAGCUGCCAAACGAGAACCAACAAUAUUUGCAUUACGUACCUGGUCAAGAUAUGGUCAAUGGUUUUGUCGUCAUUUUAAUGAAUUGGAUCAUGAAGUUGAUGAACGAUUGAAUCGUGCAUAUCGUCCAGCUGUCCGUUAUAUGAAUUCAUUUCGUGCACCAUUGUUAGAGAUAUUUGCACGUUUUGUACAAACGAUUGCGGCAAUUUUAUUAUCAGUGUUGAUUGCAUUGACAGUUUAUGACGAAGAUGUUAUCACUGUUGAACAUGUUUUACUGCUAUUUACCGGCUUGGGUGCGACGAUUGCCAUUGCGAAAACAUUCUUGCCCGAUCCUGAACCUAAUCGGUGGACGUCUGGAGAGUUAGAUGCAGCUAUUCUACAACACAUACACUAUCGCCCACAUAAUCAUCCACCGCAUACAAUUCAAGCCCGUAACGCUAUGGGCAAUAUAUUUGUUUACAAAAGUACGACUAUAUUGGAAGAAUUGCUAAGCCCUUUAAUCGUUCCAUACAUCCUAAUACGCCAUCUUCGAUCACGAUCAUUAGAAAUAAUUGAUUUUUUCCGUGUCUACACAUUGGAAUUAACCGAUAUUGGUGAUGUUUGUACUUUUUCACAAUUUAAUUUUCAUCAAAAUGGUCAUCGAAUCUUUACAAAUCCAGAUCAACAUAAAAACGAAAACAAUCAAUCUGUCGAUCAAUCAAUGAUGUCGAUGAAUACAUCAAGGAAUAAUAAUGCAGAAGUCUUAUCUGAUGACCGUAAUACGACACGCAAUGGUAAAUUGGAAUUAAGUCUGAUUAAUUUCAAAUUGAAAAAUCCAAAGUGGCAACCCCCAGAUCUAUCACAGAUGCAAUUUAUUGAUCUUUUCACUCGUCAAUCUUGUGAUGAUCCGGUUGUUCCAAAUUUAAUUUUUCCUGUUGGACAAUCGGCCACACAACCGCAAGCAACGAUUGCUGAAUCCAAAUCUACAAUUGAUUUUUGUUCACCGACAACAUCAGCCUACCAGGCUAUUAUUCAAACACAACCAGGAUCGUCGUCGUCAGUUAGACCAGAUAAUCAGCAAAGACUGUCUCAAAUAAUGAACAGAACUAGUCAAAUGAGCGAUUCAUCGACCGGUAUGCUUGAAUCUACUGGUUUUGGCUUCAAUGAAACAAGGCGUCGUCUAUUACAGCUUCGUUAUGGUCAUCUGUUUAGCGAACAAGAAAAACGCGAUAAUCAAAUGGCAUUGAGUUCGUUGUAUUUUCAUCAAUUAGUCUCCGAAUCACAAUCUUCACGUCAACAAUCGCAGAAUUUUCCAUCACCACAGCAGCAGCAGCAACAGUUAUCUCAAUCGACAUCAUACAGCGGCCAACUUAUAGAUGGAUCACGAAACAAUGAGUCAAUACCAUUAUUACGUUCCGAUCAUGAAGGAGGACGAAUACAUGGUAGCAAAGGAAAUUGCAAAAAUAUUCUUAAAUAUGAUGAUGACGAUGAUAAUGGUCAUUAUGACUAGAAAGACAAAUAAAUAAUAGAUUAAUACUCCUUUUUAAA
Dermatophagoides farinae (American house dust mite) is the source of this 3906-nucleotide messenger RNA. RefSeq names its product autophagy-related protein 9 (gene Atg9). Gene Ontology annotation, biological process: protein localization to phagophore assembly site; piecemeal microautophagy of the nucleus; autophagy of mitochondrion. Gene Ontology annotation, molecular function: hydrolase activity, acting on carbon-nitrogen (but not peptide) bonds, in linear amides. NCBI's taxonomy places the organism in Eukaryota, Metazoa, Arthropoda, Arachnida, Sarcoptiformes, Pyroglyphidae. Gene Ontology annotation, cellular component: membrane; phagophore assembly site; autophagosome. The record is from RefSeq and is a predicted model, not a curated record.